Molecule: messenger RNA, 3029 nt
Organism: Nannospalax galili (Upper Galilee mountains blind mole rat)
Lineage: Eukaryota; Metazoa; Chordata; Mammalia; Rodentia; Spalacidae
Gene: Rsbn1l
Product: round spermatid basic protein 1 like
Exons: 8
Coding region: 51-2549 (832 amino acids)
Cellular component (GO): nucleus
Source: RefSeq, a predicted model, not a curated record
UUGCCCCCGCGCUGGGGAGCCGAGGAGAGUAAAUACAACAGGAGCGCAAAAUGGCGGAACCGCCGAACCCAGCUCACAACGCGGUGGCCCUCCUCGCUGAGAAGGAAGCAUUCGGCAAACUCCAGUCUUCGUCGCGGGAGCCCCCGGGUUCUAUGUCCGCCAAGAAGGUCCGGACUGAGGAGAAGAAGGCACCGCGAAGAGUGAACGGGGAAGGGGGCAGCGGCGGGAACGGCAGGCAGCUGCAGCCGCCCGCGGCACCUUUGCCUCAGAGCUACGGCGGCCCCACGGCUUGGAGCUUCGCGGCUCUGCCCGCUGCCUCCUCCCCGUCCCCUUCUCGGAGCUGUUUUUCCUUCGCGGGCCCGGCUGUCUCCUCAGCCUCCUCUUCCGCGUCUCAGCCGGUGCCGCACAAACUGCUGGUGGCCCCCUCGCUCCUGCACGCUCAGCCUCACAGCGUCCUGCUCCCACCCGCCGCUCCCUCGGCUGCCGCCAAGCCGCGCAGACCCAAGGAGAAGCGGGAGAAGGAGAAGAAGAGGCACGGCCUUGGCGGCGCAAGCCGCGAUGAGAACGGGGAGGCGAAGCCGCAGCCGCGAGAUAAAAUCAAAGACAAAAUUAAAGAAAAAGACAAGGAAAAAGAGAGAGAAAGAAAGAAGCAUAAAGUAAUGAGUGAGAUCAAGAAAGAAAAUGGAGAUGUAAAGAUUUUGCUGAAAAGUGGGAAGGAGAAACCAAAAACAAAUGUAGAAGACUUACAAAUUAAAAAGGUAAAGAAGAAAAAGAAAAAGAAACACAAAGAGAAUGAAAAGCGGAAGCGUCCAAAAAUGUAUAGCAAAUCUAUUCAGACCAUCUGUUCAGGAUUGCUAUCUGGUGUUGAAGAUCAAGAAGCCAAAGGCAUACUAAAUGAUAACAUAAAGGAUUACUGUGGAAAGAAUUUGGAUACCAAGAACUGUGAUUCUAAAAUUCCAGAGAACAGUGAGUUUCCAUUUGUCUCACUAAAGGAACCACGAGUUCAGAAUAACCUUAAAAAGUUGGAUACUUUGGAGUUCAAGCAGCUCAUUCAUAUUGAGCACCAGCCUAAUGGAGGUGCAUCAGUUAUCCAUGUCUACAGUAAUGAACUCUCCUGCCUGUCUCCUGUGGAGAUGGAGAGAUUUGCAGAAGAAUUUGUGGGUUUAGUGUUCAGUGAAAAUGAAGGUUCUGCAGCUUUCUAUGUAAUGGGUAUUGUUCAUGGGGCAGCUACUUAUUUACCUGACUUUUUAGACUACUUUUCAUUUAAUUUUCCCAAUUCACCAGUGAAAAUGGAGAUAUUGGGAAAGAAAGAUAUAGAGACAACGACUAUGUCUAAUUUUCAUGCUCAGGUAAAAAGAACGUAUUCUCAUGGUACUUACAGAGCUGGUCCAAUGAGACAAAUAAGCUUGGUGGGAGCAGUUGAUGAAGAAGUGGGAGAUUACUUCCCUGAGUUCCUUAACAUGUUGGAAGAGUCCCCAUUUUUAAAAUGUACACUGCCAUGGGGAACACUAUCUAGUCUAAAAUUAGAGAGUCGAAAAGAUAGUGAUGAUGGCCCCAUUAUGUGGGUACGUCCAGGAGAACAAAUGAUUCCUGUGGCUGAUAUGCCAAAGUCACCCUUCAAAAGAAAAAGAACUACCAAUGAAAUAAAAAACCUUCAGUACCUACCUCGAACCAGUGAGCCUCGGGAGAUGCUCUUUGAAGACAGAACAAGAGCCCAUGCAGAUCAUAUAGGACAAGGUUUUGAACGACAGACUACAGCUGCUGUUGGAGUGCUAAAAGCUGUGCACUGUGGAGAGUGGCCUGAUCAACCCCGAAUAACCAAAGAUGUAAUUUGUUUUCAUGCAGAAGAUUUCUUAGAAGUAGUUCAGCGAAUGCAAUUAGAUUUACAUGAACCUCCACUGUCCCAGUGUGUCCAGUGGGUUGAUGAUGCAAAACUUAAUCAACUGAGGAGGGAAGGCAUUCGCUAUGCUAGGAUUCAGCUGUAUGAUAAUGACAUUUAUUUUAUUCCAAGGAAUGUUGUUCAUCAGUUCAAGACAGUUUCAGCUGUAUGCAGUUUAGCCUGGCAUGUUCGGCUUAAAUUAUAUCAUGUAAAGGAGGACACAUCUCACAGCACAGUUGCUCAUGAAACAGGCAGAUCCCCAGAUCCCACAUCAUCAGUUCUUGGACCUCAUACUGACAACAAGACUUGUGCUGUGAACAAAACCUCCUUGGACUCUGUGUUUUCAGACAAACUUCAUUCUAAACAUGAAUUACAACAAAUUAAACAUGAACCAAUUGCAUGUAUAAGAAUCAAGGAAGAACCUGUGAAAGUUAAUAUUACUGAAAAGACUAGAGCACCAAAUAGUUUAGAUGGCAAGAAUGCUAAGGCAAAAGUGGAUCGUGUUCAAUUUACAGAUUUGAAGAUUGGCAUGGAUUCUAAAUUUGAAAAUAGCAACAAAGAAUUAAAGGAAGAAUUAUGUCCUGGAAGUCUUAUAAAUAUAGUUGAUACAAGGCAAUGUAGCUCUGUACAUUCAAAUCAGGAUAAAAAUGAUGAUGACAUUUUGUGCUAAAUUUGUACAUAGCAUUUAAAAUUCUUAAAAAAAAAAAAAAAGAUCAUAAUGAUUCAUGAAAUCUGAAAGCAGGUGUAGGACUUCGCAAGUCUGUUACAAAAUACAGUUUGUGUAGCUUUGUACCAUUCCUCAGUGCCUGUCCGUAACUGUGAAGUAUCAGCACUUAGGGUCAGGUGCACUGGUAACAUUGCAGGUUUAACAUAAGAGUCUUUAAAAAACUCACUGGAGUUGAAGUUGUAGGUUUUAGAAUAAAGCUGACAUUAUAUAUAUAUAUAAAUAUGAGCCAGAAAUUUUUUGAAGAUUUAAGGCUUUUCCAUAGAGCUUAUUUAUACCAUUUUUUUCCAUUUUAAAAUGUGUCAGCACUGUAGUGUAAAUAGCUUUGUAAAAAAUCUUUUUAGUGUGCUUUAUACUGAAAUGUGAGCCACUUAAUAAAGGUUCAUAAUAAUAAAUGUUUUCUGUUGAGUUUUAGAGAGAAACUGA